Messenger RNA from Perca flavescens (yellow perch), 1615 nucleotides. RefSeq names its product fibrinogen-like protein 1. The transcript is spliced from 7 exons. Gene Ontology annotation, cellular component: fibrinogen complex. Gene Ontology annotation, molecular function: extracellular matrix structural constituent; protein-macromolecule adaptor activity. NCBI's taxonomy places the organism in Eukaryota, Metazoa, Chordata, Actinopteri, Perciformes, Percidae. The record is from RefSeq and is a predicted model, not a curated record. The coding region runs from base 1 to 1146 and encodes 381 amino acids. Gene Ontology annotation, biological process: blood coagulation; fibrinolysis; platelet aggregation.
AUGAGGGAUGGGAUGUGUCGGCUGGUGGCCACGCUGCCUCAGCUGGACGAGCAGAAAUGCCCGGAUAUGUUUCGCUGCACAGACGAGGUUUCCUACUGGCUGCAUGAGAACGAGGAGAGGAAGCAGCAGAUCGUGGCGCUGAAGGAAACCAUCUCUGAGCUUCAGGAGGAGCUGAGGAACCACCGGCACCGCAUCAGAGUCCUCGAGCUGCAGAGUGAAGGGAAGAACCACUUGAAUAACUCCUUGGAGGAGCGUUUUCACGAGUUGGAGCAUCACUAUACUGAAGCCACCACCCUGCUGCACCUACAGGGCACUCUGAUCUUAGACCUCCAGAACCAACUCCAUAAUGUGACACUUUUGGUGGAUAAAGUAAAAAGAAGCCCCGGGUGCUCAGUCAACAUGGUCCGUCCCAGCCCACUGAUGAGUGCUCAAGAAGCUCUGCACCCAGAGAUUCAGCAUGUGAGGAACUGUCCCAUAGACUGUGCUUCCAUCCACUACAAUGGAGUGAGGAGAUCAGGUCUCUACACAGUGGUGCCAUCAAUGGCCGGCAUGCCUGUGGAGGUCUACUGUGAUAUGGACACAGAUGGUGGUGGCUGGACUGUGAUUCAGCGGCGUGCUGACGGCUCAUUGAGCUUUGACCGUAACUGGAGGGACUACAGGGACGGCUUUGGUGACCUGCACUCAGAGUUCUGGCUGGGCAAUAACCACAUACAUGACCUGAGCACCCAGGGAGACUACAGCCUCCGCAUCGACCUGGAGGACUGGAGCAACAACCACAAACAUGCCCUCUACCAGAGCUUCAGUGUGGAAGAUGAAGAGCAUCAGUACCGGCUCCAUGUGUCAGGCUUCAGUGGGACAGUGCAGGACUCUUUCAGCUGGUACCAUGACAAGCAGGGCUUCAGCACGCCAGACAGUGGCAACAUCUGUGCUGAGAUCUCCCACGGCGGUUGGUGGUACAACCAGUGCUUCUACGCCAACCUUAAUGGCGUCUACUACAGGGGAGGCCAUUACACCCCUAAAGGCCAGGGGCCGCUGGGUCCUGAUGGGAUCGUUUGGUACUCCUGGAGAGACUCUGACUAUUACUCCCUACGCAAAGUCAGCAUGAUGAUCCGACCACGCUCUUUCCGAACUCGGGUGUCCCCAUGACCCAAUGUAACCAUGACAUUGGUUAGGACACAGGAAGAAUCCCAACAGUAGCCCACAUGGGCCUCUCACUGGGACACCAGGGUGAUGAUGACAUCCAGUGAUGUUUUUAUUGACAGAGCUCAUCAAGGACUGAAUGCUGUCUCUUAUGUCAACAACAAUGGCCUCUCUCCUGCUAUUUUUGAACCACUGUAUGUGCAAAUGUGGCCGGUAAGCUCGGUAUCCUCAAUACUCUGGACUCAUUAUCUGCUGUAUAUUUUUGAAAACACAAACUUCAUACUGUGGAGUUCUUUUUGGGACACGGAUAUUUUUCAUUCAGUCACAGGGAAGAGAGUUUUUCCAUAUUUUCUACUUCUAUUUUGUACCUUUAGUUUGUUACACUUACAGUACACACUAUUAGCAACCCAGCCAAAAACAAGGUACAUUCGUAUGAUGUGUUGACAGACGAGUGAAUGGGGCUCACAGAAGAGGC